Molecule: messenger RNA, 980 nt
Organism: Lates calcarifer (barramundi perch)
Lineage: Eukaryota; Metazoa; Chordata; Actinopteri; Centropomidae
Product: odorant receptor 131-2
Exons: 1
Coding region: 27-980 (317 amino acids)
Biological process (GO): G protein-coupled receptor signaling pathway
Cellular component (GO): membrane
Molecular function (GO): G protein-coupled receptor activity
Source: RefSeq, a predicted model, not a curated record
GACACUUGUGUUUGCUGAGAAGAUAUAUGGCAGACAACAGUUCACUGGUUGGUGGUGAGUCUUUGCGACAAAUCAACGACCGGGUCAUUAUUGUGCAGGUCCUGGUGAUGAUUUUUCUUUGCAUUAACUCAUUGCUCAUCAUGACCUUUUUUAAAAAGGAGUGUUUCUAUACAACAACACGUUACAUCUUAUUUGCUCUUACAUUACUGUCUGACAGCAUGAUAUUAUUACUGACUGAUUUUCUGCUCAUCAUGAACUAUUUUGGUUUCACAAUGCAAGUUGGGCUGUGCAUCGUUAUCUGUUUCAUGCUAUAUAUAUUCUAUAAAGUCACCUCAGUUACUCUGACAGCAAUGACCCUGGAGCGCUAUGUGGCCAUUUGUAUGCCCCUGCGCCAUGGAGAGCUGUGCUCCACACGUAACACUUUCCAUUGCAUCCUCAUCAUUCAUGGCCUCAGCUCUGUGCCCUGCAUUGUUAUUCUCUCCACUUUAUUUGCAUCAGUCUCCCUUAGCUUCUACUCACAAUUCAUAUUAUGCUCUAUGGAGAUGUUCUUAGUUCACAAAUGGCAGGAUCAUCUUAUGUCAGCUAUAAAUCAGUUUUACUUCUUGAUCAUGAUCAUCACAAUUGUUUUCUGCUAUGUUAAAAUAAUGAAAGUGGCCAAAGUUGCAUCAGGAGAGAAUAAAAAGUCAACAAGUAAAGGGCUCAGAACAGUGCUCCUUCAUGGUUUUCAGUUGGUGCUUUGUCUCAUUCAGCUAUGGUGCCCGUUAAUAGAAAGUGCAAUACUUCAGAUUGAUUUAAUAUUGUUUAUUCAAGUCAGAUACUUUAACCACAUAAUCUUUGGUCUUGCUCCAAGAUGCCUGAGUCCUCUCAUCUAUGGUCUCAGGGAUGAAAAGUUUUUUCUUGAACUGAAAAGUUAUACCUUCUUCAGUUUGUAUAGAAAAAGAAAUCUGAGGACAGCCCCACUCCAGUUUCUCUAUAGUUAA